Molecule: messenger RNA, 1226 nt
Organism: Galendromus occidentalis (western predatory mite)
Lineage: Eukaryota; Metazoa; Arthropoda; Arachnida; Mesostigmata; Phytoseiidae
Exons: 3
Coding region: 86-793 (235 amino acids)
Biological process (GO): positive regulation of autophagy of mitochondrion
Molecular function (GO): protein kinase binding
Source: RefSeq, a predicted model, not a curated record
CGCUGUAGCUUCAGCGCUGUUCGGAAGUGGGAUGUGCGACGAGUUGAAUUCGAGGUGAUCCUGGAGUUUCACGCGUAAUUCAAGGAUGUCGUCUGGGACGAAAGUUCCCUCAGAUAAUUGGUUUCGAGAUCUUGUGGACGAAGCGCUCCAAGAGCGCGGAUUCCGGACCGUUGAGGGAGAGUCCCAGUAUACUCACAAGUCAUGCCCAGGUGCCAAGUUCGAGUUUGUAUGGACGAAGCUGUCAGAUGACUUAGUGACCGGAAACUCUAUUUGGAGCGUGGGGGAUGUGAGCGAGUGUAUUACACUCCACAAGCUUCAGAAACUCGAAGUUCCCCAGAGAAAUGUGAUAAAAAUACAAAUCGUGAAUAACCUGUUACUUCCGUGCCUAUACGCAUGUGAGACCUUCAUCCAUGGUUCGCCCCAGCAAGGUCUUCUGGCUCUGCCCGCCGAGGUCAGCUUGCAAAUUAUGGAGAACCUCCCGGCAGCCUCACUUUGCUCCCUGGCCGUGGCUCAUCCGACGAUGAAGCUGCUGACGGCCGAAUCUAAGUUAUGGGAACGUCUCUUCAGAAAAGAUUUCCCGCUGGCCAAGCCGAGUGUAACAUUGAAUUCGAAUUGGAAGGAGCUUUACAAAACCGAAUAUCUGGCAGGUAAACCGAGUGGGAGAGAUCUUGAAACAUAUUCUACCUAUAUCCUUCCGAACUCGCUUUAUCAGAAUCUAACCAUCGCCCAUAUGGAUCCUAACUCGAGCCCUCACGGCCGUUUUCCUCUGCCUACUGAGAUUCUAUUCUCGUGACUUCUCAUACAUAUGAAUUUUUGUUCCGGAAGCACGGCGAAGGGUGAGAAUCAAUUUUUGAAACUGGAGUCCAGAACUUCCCGUCUUCUCGGACUCGUCAGGCGACUUGACUCGCUUCUCGUUCUCGACCUCUGUUCAUCCGAGAAGGGAAAGUUGGCCUUCGAUUUACUGCAAUGAGACGGGAUCGUGCAUCGUGAUGCACCUGGUUAUUUACAAUAGUCGUCAGCUCAUAGUCGUCCGCUUUCCAGGCCGGGCGAUCUACAGGCGUUCGGCGGUACUUCCUACGGUACGCCGACAUCAUAUGAGCGAAGCCGAUCCUCGAUCGAGAGUGUUCAAACCCUUGGACUUCUAUCGGAAGCUUGUCCGAUACAACUAUUCUGAUUAAUUUGCCGUAGAUUCCUCUGAGGUGUAUUAGGCAGAUUCUUUAUUGAUA